UACACCUUUCCUGUUUGUCACCCCAAUGGCUCCUCAUCCAGAAUCUAAGACGUUCCAUGUCCUGGUUUUUCAAAUGGCCUUCUUUCAAUUCCUCAGGGGCCAAAGCUGCUGAUUUUAAAACAGAAGGCGUGUGAUAUUUCAGUUUGUCAGUGUUGACUCUCAUGGAUUUGGUCUGCUCAUUUAUUUACGAUAUUUAAAAGACAAGUUUUAACUUCAUGUCAUCAAACAAGGAAUGGCGUUUAACUCUCCAGUAUGCUAAAAAUCUCCUAGUCACUGUGCUGCUGUUCUUGUUGACGCCUGUGAGGGAUGCUGCUGGUUGGUUGCUGCGCACUUGACGCGUCCAUGGAAGUCGGGAGUAGUACCUUAGUAUGAAUCAUCAAUAGCAAAUGGCAGAGAUGUUGUACACCUACAUAACAAGCCUUUACUUGCUUCAUUUGUAAUCAGCGAUAUUUGUCUUGUUUGCGAUUAUAAGUACCAUAUUGAAUAACAGUAUUAAUUGAUUAACUUAAUCAUGGAAGAUCUAUUGAAAAAACUACACAAGGAAGCAUCCGGAAAUAAAUACAAAGCCGUCAGGGAUGCGUGCUCCUUGGCGUGUGAAACGUUAGACGCCCAAAAUGACACAGCAAAGAUCAUGCCGCAUCAGCUGAGGGAGAGGUGUCUAACUCCUCUACAACUGGCUUUGGAAUCGAAGAAUUUAAAACUGGCUCAACAUGCAUUAGCAGGGAUGCAGAAGCUGCUGACUGAUGAGAGGUUUAUAACUGUCGAUACAGAAUCUGAAGAGAAGCAGCUUCUAAAUCAGAUGCUAGAUGCUGUCAAAGUCACUCCAUCACUUAGUGAAGAUUUGCAAGUUGAAGUCAUGAAGGUCUUGCUUUGCAUAACGUGCUCUUCAACAUUUGACUUGAAAGGAAGUUCUGUUCUGAAGAUUGCAGAGGUGUGCAUCGAGACAUACGUAGCAAGCUGUCGACAGCGCAGUAUCAACACUGCUGUGCGUGCAACACUUAGCCAGAUGUUAAGUGAUUUGACUCUGCAGUUGCGUCAGAAGCAGGAAAAUGGGACAACUGAAACUCAAGAACUGCCAGAAGAACUUCAGAGUAAAGCUGUUGUGACAGAUCUGGAAUCUCUACGUGAGGAUGUUGUGUCAGUUCUGAGUGUCUUCUGUGAGAAGUUGCAAGGAGUCAUAAAUGAUAACCAACAGCUUCAGCUUCUGUACUUGGAAUGUAUCCUGUCUAUGCUGAGCAGCUCAUCUCGCAGCAUUCAUUCUCAUAAAGGCUUCACGGAUCUCAUAUGGAAACAACUAUGUCCAGCUCUAAUCGUGAUCCUGGGAAAUCCUGCAAAUGACAAGACGAUUACUUCAGCUCAUGGAGCUAAUUCCUUUGAAAUGGACAGCACACCAUCAGGGGUCUCAGACCACGGGAGGGGUUCAGGUUGUUCUUCCACAGCCCCAGCCCCAAUUGGACCAGUUGCUCGUACUAUAUACUGUAUAGCAGCAGAAUUGGUCAGACUGGUGGGUUGUAUGGAAUCCAUGAAACCUGUAUUACAAUCACUGUAUCACCGCAUUCUUUUGUACCCUCCUCCACAGCACAGGGUCGAGGCCAUCAAAAUCAUGAAAGAGAUCCUCAGCAGUCCUCAACGACUUUCUGACCUUGCAGGACCCACUGCAUUACAACCAGAAAUGAGGAAGAGAUCAAUUUCAAAACGCAAAUCGCAGCUGGACCUUUUGAAACUGAUCAUGGAUGGGAUAACUGAGGCUUGCAUAAAAGGUGGCAUAGAAGCAUGCUAUGUGUCUGUCUCCUGUGCUUGUGCAUUGCUUGGUGCUUUGGAUGAGCUUAGCCAAGGGAAAGGAUUAAACAAAGAACAAGUCAGCCAUCUCAUUGGCCACAUUGAGGAACUGAGGGAUGGAACUGAGUCUACUCGCGAAUCCAUGGAGAUAAAUGAUGCUGACUUCAGGUGGCAGAGACAUGUCCUUUCUUCAGAGCAUGCCCCAUGGGAAACUGGUACAGAAAAGAGCCCAGAUAUUAGUAUAAGUGUGACCACAGAUACAGGUCAAACAACUCUGGAAGGAGAUCUUGGACAAACAACUCCAGAGGAUGGAAUUGAGGUUCACAGAAAUCAUUUACAGUCUCCCUCAGGGCAGGAAAAUAGAGAUGUUCCAACAAAAGACACUGCUUUAGAACCAGAACCUUCCGACCAGCCAGAUGUUAUACAAAGAGCCCAUGGCCUUGCAUUCCCUGACAUUACAAAUUUUUUAACCGUAGUAAACAGUGGAAACAGAAGUAGGUCACAUGGGUCACGAUAUAGUGAAAGCAACUUCAGUGUUGAUGAUCAGGACCUUUCAAGAACUGAAUUUGACUCUUGUGACCAAUAUUCUAUGGCAGCAGAAAAAGAUUCUGGGAGGUCUGAUGUUUCAGAUAUUGGCUCUGAUAAUGGUUCUCUUGCUGAUGAAGAGCAGACUCCCAGAGACAGCACAGGCCAUAGGUCAUUACGUACUGCAGCACUAUCUUUGAAACUUUUGAAGAACCAAGAAGCAGACCAGCAGAGUGCUAGGUUGUUUGUACAGUCGCUUGUUACUCUUCUUCCUCACCUUUUGACACUGCAGAGCAGGGAGGAGGUAGACUCUGCUCUCCAAAGUUUUGGUUCAACGUUUUGCUCAGGACUGCAUGCAGGUGUGAUGCACUCACCUGGAUUUGAAGGGAAUGGAAACCUUAAUUGCCAGACAUUGAUGAAUGCUGAUGGCCUUUACUUGGUCUCAUACUAUGCCUUGCUUCUUAACCUAAAGCUGUGUACCUGUGACUACUAUAGGAAGAAGCCAGCACCUGUGCCUACAUCUCUGAAGGAGUUUGUGAGACAGAUUCAGAACAGUGGAGUGCUUGUUGUUCUUUCCCAAGCCUGGAUUGAAGAGUUGUACCACCAGAUACUGGAUCGAAACUUGCUGGGUGAAGGUGGAUACUGGGGUACAACAGAGGAACAUUCCCUGCCGUUGAUUGCCAUGCUGACUGAUAUUGAUGGUCUAGGGAGCAGUACGGUUGGAGGCCAGAUGCUCUCGACUGCAUCCCAGCAGUCCCCUCUUGUUCAGGACCGGAGUACUGAAGAUAGCGUCAUGGCAGGAGUUGCAUUUGCACGCUAUAUACUAAUUGGUUGCUGGAAGAACCUAAUCGAUACUCUGUCCACACCUUUGACUGGCCGCAUUGCUGGAAGCUCCAAAGGACUAGCAUUUAUCCUUGGUGCUGAAGGAGCUAAGGAACAGAACCAGAAGGAGAGGGAUUCCAUCUGCAUGAGUCUGGAUGGGCUGAGGAAGGCUGCCCGCCUAAGCUGUACCUUAGGUGUUGCUGCUAACUGUGCCUCAGCACUUGCUCAGAUGUCUGCAGCAUCAUGUGUUCAGGAGGAGAAGGAGGAAAAGGAAGUCCAGGAGCCCAGUGAUACCAUAGCACAAGUUAAGCAAAAAGUAGAGCAAAAACUGGAGCAGAUUGGGAGACCACAGGGCAUUCGACUUCACACUGCUCAUGUGUUGUGUAUGGAUGCUAUCCUUAAUGUUGGACUGGAGAUGGGAAGCCACAAUUCUGAUUGCUGGCCACAUGUGUUCAGGGUGUGUGAGUAUAUUGGUACCCUGGAACACAGCCACUUCAGUGAUGGUGCUUUCCAACCUCCAGUGACCAUCACGCAGUCUCAGCAGACUGUGGCUGGAUUUCAGCCAGAUUUUCUAAUGGAAUAUCCCCAAGAACUGUCUUUGGAACACAGUAUGACUCUCAGUAACCCCAUCAUCCAACCAGUUUCAAUCCAGGACCUUAUUAUGGAGAACAGCAAGGGGCGUGCCUUUGACUUUCGAGGAGGCAGUCUGCUGAGUGGGGGCAGUGCGGCCAAAGCAGUGUGCGCCCUCUCAACGCAAGCUGACAGGUUAUUUGAAGAUGCUGCUAAGAAGUUGAACCUUGCAGCACUGGUGGGUUUUCUACACCAGCUGAGAAAGGCUUCACAGGCCCAACUCUUUAGUUCAGUGGCAGAAAUGGUUGACUAUUCAUUAGCUAUGCCAGGUGAAGUCAGGUCAACACAAGACCGGAGGUGUGCUCUUCACCUUAUCCGCUUGGGAGAUGUGAUGCUGAGGAUUGUAAGGAGCAAAUCACGUCCUCUCCUUCACCUCAUGAGGUCUUGGAGUGUUGUUGCACCUCAUCUUGUAGAGGCUGCUUGUCACAAGGAAAGGCAUGUUUCCCAGAAGGCUGUCUCCUUCAUUCACGAUGUUUUGACUGAGGUGCUGACUGACUGGAAUGAGCUGCCACACUUCCACUUCAACGAGACUCUUUUCCGUCCCUUUGAGCAUAUCAUGCAACUAGAACUGUGUGAUGAAGAUGUUCAAGAUCAGGUGAUAACUUCCAUAGGAGAGCUGGUUGAAGUUUGCUCACCUCAGAUCCAGUCUGGCUGGAGGCCCCUGUUCAGUGCCCUAAGAACUGUGCACAGCAACAAGGCUGAUGUCAAGGAGUACCUUGUUGGCGACUACUCAUUAGGCAAACGGCAAGCUCCAGUGUUUGACGUAUUUGAAGCUUUUCUGAACACAGACAACAUUCAAGUAUUUGCCAAUGCUGCUACAGACUACAUCAUGUGCCUUAUGAAGUUUGUCAAAGGAUUGGGUGAAAUGGAUUGCAAAGAGAUUGGGGACUGCACUCUGGCUUCUUGUUCUACAUCUACAGAUCUGUGCCUUCCUGCUCUUGGCUACCUCAGAAAAUGUUCUCAGCUGUUGGCAAAAAUCUAUAAAAUGCCUUGCAAGCCGAUUUUUCUUGGAGCACGACUUGCUAGUCUGCCAUUGAGAAGCCAAGAGAGAUCUUCGAGCAGCGAGGAAGGUGUGGAAUCUGUGUUAGCAGAGUUUGAUGAUGAUACAGGACUUAUUCAGGUAUGGAUUCUUCUUCUGGAACAGUUGACAGCAUCUAUAUCUAAUUGCCCACGCCAGCAUCAGCCCCCAACACUGGACCUGCUGUUUGAACUGCUAAGAGAUGUUACUAGAGUACCAGGCCCUGGGUUUGCAAUAUUUGCUGUUGUCCAGCUCCUUUUGCCUGUGAUGUCACUGUGGCUACAACGCAGUCAUGGAGAUAGCCUGUACUGGGAUAUUGCAGCUGCCAAUUUCAAACAUGCAAUCGGACUCUCCUGCGAACUUGUAGUGGAGCACAUUCAAACCUUCAUCCAGUCAGAUAUUGGUUAUGAGACUAUGAUCAACACUAUGCUGAAGGAUCUUUUCAAGUUACUGGUGUCAUGUGUCGCUGAACCUGCUGAGACUAUUUCCAGAGUGGGCUGCUCUUGUAUCAGGUAUGUUUUGGUUACUGCUGGUCCUGUGUUCACUGAAGAAAUGUGGAGGCUUGCUUGCUGUGCCUUGCAGGAUGCCUUCUCAGCUACUUUGGAACCAGUGAAGAACUUGCUGGCCUGUUUCCACUGUGGCUCAGACAGUUUCACUGGAGACGCCUGUGAAGUUAAAGUGGCAGCCCCUUCACUUUCUCCCAGUGCAGAAGCGGAGUACUGGAGGAUCCGUGCCAUGGCACAGCAGACUAGUUAUUGUUCUCUUAAUCUUCUUUUUGUUAUUGCUGCACUCCUGAACAGGAAAGUGGGAAUCCCAUUCAGGACAAUAGUAGUUAGUUUGCUGUCACAUCAAGUAUUGCUCCAGAACCUGUAUGAUAUACUUCUAGAAGAAUUUGUCAAAGGACCAUCACAUGCUGAAGCUACAGAAAAAAACACACUUUUGCCGGAAACCAAGCCAGCUGGCUUUCUCCGAUACAUCUCCAUGCAGAAUCUUGCCAUCAUCUUUGAUUUACUUCUAGACUCUUAUCGCACUGCAAGAGACUUUGACACCAGACCUGGCUUGAAAUAUUUGCUGAUGAAAGUGUCUGGAGUCAGUGGAGCAGCAAAUUUGUACCGCCAGUCUGCAAUGAGCUUUAAUAUUUAUUUCCAGGCGUUAAUCUGUGCCAUCCUAACCAAUCAGGAAAACAUAACAGCUGAACAGGUGAAAAAGAUUCUUUUUGAGGAAGAUGAAGGAAGCUCAGAUUCCUCACAGCAGUGUUCUUCAGAGGAUGAAGACAUAUUUGAGGAGACUGCACAAGUUAGUCCACCAAGAGGGAAAGAUAAGCGACAGUGGAGAGCAAGAAUACCAUCUUUGAGUGUUCAACCUGUAAGUAAUGCAGACUGGGCAUGGCUUAUUAAAAGACUACAUAAACUAUGCAUGGAAUUGUGUAAUAACUACAUACAGAUGCAUUUAGACUUGGAAAGUAAUAUUGAUGAAGUUUCAAUUCUGAAGGGAGAUUCCCUCUUUUUCCUGCCAUCAUUCCAGUCAGAGGCCUCCACUCCAUCUACAGGUGGACUGUCUGGUAAAGACACACCUUCAGAAGAUGGAAGAAAUCAGAUUAAAGACCACAUACUAGAUAAUAUGACCCCGAAGGGUCUCUGUGGUGGCUUCCCUUUGCCACCUAGUCCCAAAAUAGAGCGAAAAGAGCAAGGGAAGAAAAAGGAAUGGUGGGAGCAUGCUGGAAACAAAAUAUAUACAAUUGCUACAGACAAGACUAUCUCGAAGCUCAUGAUUGAAUACAAGAAGAGAAAGCAACAGCAUAAUCUAACUACAUUUGUAAAGGAAGUGAAGCAAGAUAAAAAGAGUGAGACACUUACUUCGAGAGCUCAAGAUACGCCUGUCCCUCAAAGACCUCAACAGCUUGUUGAUCAGGGUCAGAUGAGGCAUUCAUUCAGUGCAGGUCCUGAGAUCUUGAGACUGGAUAAAAGACCUAGAUCAGGAUCCACAGCAAGUUCUUAUAACGUCUCAUUGCGGGAUUCUGAAGCACAGAUACAGGCAUGGACCAAUAUGGUACUGACGGUUCUUAAUCAGAUUCAGAUUCUUCCGGAUCAAAUAUUUAUGGCCCUUCAACCAGCAGUAUUUCCCUGUAUAAGCCAGCUAACAUGCCACGUGGCUGAUGUCCGUGUUCGGCAGGCUGUGAGAGAAUGGCUUGGAAGAGUUGGCAGAGUAUAUGAAAUCAUUCUUUAAGAACAUCUAUCCCUCCAUCCUCAUACAGGAAAAAAAUGAGGGCAAGUCAAGAUAAAUUGCAGUGGACAAGUGUAAAAUGCCAGAUUGUCUAAACAUCAACAAAAGACAUUUUGUCAAGCUUUCAUAAUGGGUUUAAGGGCAUAUACCUACACUGAAUUACUGACGCUGACAGUUCUCAUAUUUUGGUCAUCAGGAAAAAUGUCUUAUUUUUAGGGACUCUCUGCAGUGGAUGAAACAUAGGUACAUUGUUGCUGUCUUCAUGUAUAUCCAUUUUUAAAAUCUAAAGUGCCUUUGCUUGAGGUGUACACCCCACUUUGGCCAUAUGCUACGUGUUCCUUGUGUGAUCAUAUUCCAGCACCCUAAUGCCCAAAAACACGUAUCUUGAAAGUGUAUUAAUGGUUAAUGUGUCAGGUGAGUUGCUGUUUUUUUUAACCUGGAAAGAUGCCAUGAAACGUAAGUCUUGCAAUUCUGUCUUCUACGGCUAAUGACAAAGAUUGUGUUCACAGCUGCUGUGUUCCACCUCCAGGUACUGUGAAUAGUUAGGUCUAUAUUAAAUCAGUGAACGCUUAAAAAAGUGAAUGCUGAUUUAUCAACCCUAUGUAAGCGAAAGCUUACAA
Molecule: messenger RNA, 7617 nt
Organism: Protopterus annectens (West African lungfish)
Lineage: Eukaryota; Metazoa; Chordata; Ceratodontiformes; Protopteridae
Gene: ARFGEF3
Product: ARFGEF family member 3
Exons: 34
Coding region: 512-7000 (2162 amino acids)
Biological process (GO): regulation of ARF protein signal transduction
Molecular function (GO): guanyl-nucleotide exchange factor activity
Source: RefSeq, a predicted model, not a curated record